This is a messenger RNA of Vombatus ursinus (common wombat), 552 nucleotides long. RefSeq names its product thioredoxin domain containing 17 (gene TXNDC17). Gene Ontology annotation, molecular function: protein-disulfide reductase [NAD(P)H] activity. The record is from RefSeq and is a predicted model, not a curated record. The transcript is spliced from 4 exons. Bases 44 to 418 code for a protein of 124 amino acids. Lineage: Eukaryota; Metazoa; Chordata; Mammalia; Diprotodontia; Vombatidae. Gene Ontology annotation, cellular component: cytosol.
UGCCCCGCCCCGGCCAAAGAGCGUCCAGGUUCGCCGGCCCGGCAUGGCCCGCUACGAGGAGGUGCGCGUGUCGGGCUUCGGCGACUUCUGCGGGGCGGUGGAGCAGCACAGAGACAAGACCAUCUUCGUCUACUUCACGGGCAACAAGGACGCCGAGGGCCGCAGCUGGUGCCCGGACUGCGUGCAGGCCGAGCCUGUGGUCCUGGAGGCCCUCAAGCACAUCCCCGAGAACGCCGUGUUCAUCUACUGCCAGGUCGGGGACCGGCCCUAUUGGAAAGAUCCCAACAAUGAUUUCAAGAAGAAGCUAAACCUGACUUCGGUGCCGACCCUGCUCAAGUACGGGACGCCUCAGAAGCUGGUGGAGUCAGAAUGUCAGAAAGCCAGUCUGGUGGAGAUGCUGUUUUCAGAGGAGGAUUAAGCAAGAGGCGCCAGCCCCGAUAUCGCGACUGGAAAGGAACCUCGUGAUCAAUUGUGUGAUAAUAACAUUAGCCAAAAUAAUGUUUAGAAAGCCUCUAAUGAAUGUUCUGCAAAUACAGCGCCCUUUGUAAAUGA